UCUCUCUCUCUCUCUCUCCCCCCAAUCUCCACCUCCUGCUCCCCAAUCCAAACGAACCAACCAACCGAACCCUAGCGUGCGCGGGCGGCGGCGGAGGGCGGCGAUGGCGUCGAUCCCGCCGGACGAAGAGGCGGCGGCCGAGAACGGCCACGGGAACGGGAACGGGAACGAGAACGGGAACGGGCCGUGCCCUCCCCCGGCGAAGCGGGCGAGGUCGGUGAUCUCGGAGGAGGAGAUCCGCGCCGAGUUCGGGCACCACGAGGCCGGGGUGGCGCGCGUCAACAACGGCAGCUUCGGGUGCUGCCCGGCGUCGCUGCUCGACGCGCAGGCGCGGUGGCAGCGGCGAUUCGUCGCGCAGCCCGACGACUUCUACUUCCACGCCCUCCAGCCGGGGCUCCGCCGCUCCCGGGCCGCCGUCGCCGCGCUCGUCAACGCCGGGGACGUCGCGGAGGUGUCACUCGUCGACAACGCCACCACCGCGGCCGCCAUCGUGCUGCAGCACGCCGCGUGGAGCUUCGCCGAGGGCCGGUUCUCCCGCGGGGACGCCGUGCUGAUGCUCCACUACGCGUACGGCGCCGUCAAGAAGUCCAUCCACGCCUACGUCGCCCGCGCGGGGGCCACCGUCGUUGAGGUGCCGCUCCCGUUCCCUGUUGCGUCCGCCGACGCCAUUAUUCACGAGUUUCGAGUUGCACUCGCCUUGGCCAAGGACGGGGGACGCAAGGUCCGCCUCGCGGUCAUCGACCACAUCACCUCGAUGCCAAGUGUUGUCAUCCCGGUGAAGGAGCUCGUUGCCAUCUGCCGACAAGAGGGUGUUGAUAAGGUGUUUAUUGAUGCCGCGCACUCCAUUGGGCAAGUCCCCGUUGAUGUGCGUGACAUUGGGGCCGAUUUUUACACCAGCAAUCUCCACAAGUGGUUCUUCUGCCCACCUGCGGUGGCUUUUUUGCACACCCGCAAGGAUGAUCCGAUAGCCUCCCAGCUCCACCAUCCUGUUGUAUCGCACGAGUAUGGCAAUGGCCUUCCCAUGGAGAGUGGAUGGAUUGGGACAAGGGAUUACAGUGCACAGCUUGUAGUGCCUGAAUCUAUUGAUUUUGUUAACCGGUUUGAGGGUGGCAUUGAGGGAAUACGCAGCCGUAACCAUGUAAAAGUGAUUGAGAUGGGUAGGAUGCUUGCCGAGGCAUGGGGGACUUUUCUUGGCACACCACCAGAAUUGUGUGGUAGCAUGGUUAUGGUCGGCCUGCCCGGUUGUCUUGGUGUUGAAAGUGAUGAUGAUGCGAUGAGAGUGAGAACUAUGCUGAGGAAGGAUUUUAUGGUGGAGGUACCAAUAUACUACAAUUCAAGAAGAGUGGAAGGCCAAGAAAUGGCGAAGGAUAAGAAUGGUGAUGCAGUGACAGGGUAUGUUAGGAUCUCACACCAAGUUUACAAUGUAAGGGAGAAUUACGAGCAGCUGAGAGAUGCUGUCAAUAAGCUUGUUGCUGAUGGAUUCACCAGCAGCAAGUUGCGACCUUCGGAGAAGGAAACAAUUGUGUGAUGACAUUACAACCAACCAGCACUCUGUUGGAAGAUGUUGUGGCCGACUACUUAGAUGUGGAUCGCUGUCACAGCCAGUGCUGCAGUGAGGUCUAGUUCCCUACUGUAGUCUCACCCAAUGGCGUCGCCAGUUCAUGUAGUGUACUUCCAGAAACUGACAGAAGUGUUGUAUUUGCAAUUCGUCCGUCACAAUAAUGCACUGGCAUGUCUUCCCCCCUUUCCCUCAUUUUCCAGCUGUAAUGUAAAAACAAUAAUAAUCUGAAUCCAAGAAGAAUUGCAGCCGCUGUAGAUUGAAUUGACUGCUAGCUA
Oryza brachyantha (malo sina) is the source of this 1836-nucleotide messenger RNA. RefSeq names its product putative L-cysteine desulfhydrase 1. The record is from RefSeq and is a predicted model, not a curated record. The transcript is spliced from 2 exons. Lineage: Eukaryota; Viridiplantae; Streptophyta; Magnoliopsida; Poales; Poaceae. The coding region runs from base 104 to 1528 and encodes 474 amino acids.